Molecule: messenger RNA, 3146 nt
Organism: Falco peregrinus (peregrine falcon)
Lineage: Eukaryota; Metazoa; Chordata; Aves; Falconiformes; Falconidae
Gene: PYROXD2
Product: pyridine nucleotide-disulphide oxidoreductase domain 2
Exons: 16
Coding region: 888-2864 (658 amino acids)
Source: RefSeq, a predicted model, not a curated record
AGUGGGGCUGAGAGGUUGUUGGCAAAUCACCGUCUUGCUGAAAAGUGCGUUUCCAAAGCAGGAUUUAUAGCAUUGGCUUGGCAUCACUGCCAAGUUUUGGCCAGAAAACAAAAAUGGUGUAGCCAAACUUGUGUGGAGGAAUGGUCCAGGGUAUGUCCCCCUUUCCCCUCAUCCCCAAAUGUGGGGUUCAGGGCCCUUGGGGGUUUGGCAGGCUCUGGGGAGGUGCAGCCCGUCCUGCACCCCAUUCCCCACACGUGGGUUCCCCUGUACCAGUCAGCCACAGGGCUGAGCUCAGCUGUGAACUGGGUGAAGCUGAGGCAGCUUAUGUGUUUCCCAGGCACAGCUGGGCUCUGUGCACAUGCAAACCCCUCCAGGCACAGCUGGGGAUGGGGCCAGCCCCAAGGGACUGGCAGCCACUGCCUGUCAUCGCUAGUGCUGCUCGCAGAGGGUGGGGAUGGCGGUCUGGAGAGCACUGGACCAUGGCAGAGCCUUUGCCCUGUCCUGCUUGGUUUGGGGCCAAGCUCGCUCCCAAGCUGCCUCUUUUCCCACUGCUUUCAGGGCUGUGCUUGGGGCUUUCCUGCUCGAGGAGGGCAAAGCUCCCCCUGUCCUACAGUGCUUGUUGGCUCAUCACUCCAGCCACACGCCCCCAGGUUCUCCCUGGAGUGGAACAGGCGCUGAGGGGACUCUCAGGCCCCCGUCCACCUUCCCAGCACCUUCCUGGGAUACAGGCUGGGGAGCACCUGGCAUCCUGCUGAGCACCAGGCAGGAUCUGACCCUGGCACCUUCUCAGCACUGGGGCUGGUCUGCCCACCUGCAAGCCCUCAGCAAAGCUCUGCCAGGCUUAGCAGCUUGCUGUUGGCAGUGCCCCUGGCAGGGCAGCACUCAGCAUGCACCCUUGGCCUGCCCAGUCUCCCUGCAAGUGCUGGGACACGGUGUCUGGCCCUGCACCAAGGCGUCCGCUGCCUUGCCCCCCCCCGGCCCCUCCCCGUGCCUGGAAGCCCUGGGAAAAGUUCCACUGUGAAAGCAAAGUCCAGCUUGCUGGGUGCUGGGCAGCCAUGGCUGGGCACUGUGUGGCGAUGGCAGCUGGGCUCCGAGCAAGACUGGGCAUGGGCUGCCCGUCCUGCUGCCUGUGGGGCUGGCAUCUGUCCCCAGGGCUGCUGGGCGCGCGGCUGGCCCAUGCUGGGGCUGCAGGCCGGCUACAGCGGGAGUACGAUGCAGUGGUGAUUGGGGCAGGGCACAACGGGCUGGUGGCAGCUGCCUACCUACAACGGGCAGGGGUGCGCACGGCUGUGCUGGAGAAACGCCACGUGCUGGGUGGUGCAGCCGUCACGGAGGAGAUCGUGCCAGGCUUCAAGUUCUCCCGGGCAUCGUACCUGCUCAGCCUGCUGCGGCCGCAGAUCUAUGCUGAGCUGGAGCUGCAGCGGCACGGUCUGAGGGUGCUCCCACGGGACCCCUACUCCUUCACCCCAGUGUUGGAGGGCAGGAGACCCCCCCGCUCCCUCCUGCUGGGGCAUGACAUGGCCCAGACCCAGCGGCAGAUUGCUCAGUUCUCUGAGAAGGAUGCCCAGGCUUACCCUGAGUAUGAGGCGUUCAUGGGGGGCUUGGUGUCUGCCCUUGACCCGCUGCUGGAUGCCCCGCCAGUGGAUACUGCUGCCCUGGGGCAGGGUUCUCUGUUCCAGCGGCUCAGGGCCCUGCGAGCCCUGCAGCCCCUGCUGCGGUCAGGGCUGGCACUGGGGCAGCAGCUGCCCCGCUAUUACGAGGUGCUCACAGCCCCCAUCUCCAAGAUCCUGGAUCAGUGGUUUGAGUCAGAGCCUCUGAAGGCAACUCUGGCUACUGAUGCGGUGAUUGGAGCCAUGGCCAGCCCCCACACUCCCGGCAGCGGGUACGUGCUGUUGCACCAUGUGAUGGGUGAGCUGGAGGGACGGCGGGGUGCCUGGGGCUACGUGGCUGGUGGGAUGGGGGCCCUGUCUCAAGCCAUCGCCUGUGCGGCAGCUGCUCGGGGAGCCCACAUCUUUGCUGAAAAGUCCCAUCCCCAGAUGGUGUGCCAUGUGGUGCUGGGCAAGGACGGGCAGGCGCAGGGCGUCCUGCUGCAGGAUGGAACAGAGGUGAGGAGCAAAGUGGUGCUGUCCAAUGCCUCCCCCCAGAUCACCUUCCUGGAGCUUGUCCCCCAGGAACAGCUGCCAAAGGAUUUUGUCCAGCGGAUCCGGCAGACUGACACGCGCUCCCCUGUCACCAAGAUCAAUGUGGCAGUGGAUCGGCUGCCCAGCUUCCUGGCUGUCCCCAAUGCCCGCGAUGGCCGUCCCCUGCCCCACCACCAGUGCUCCAUCCACCUCAACUGCGAGGGCACCCACCUUCUGCACCAGGCCUUCACUGAGGCCACCCAUGGGCGCCCCUCCAGCAGGCCCAUGAUCGAGCUCUGCAUCCCCUCGGCACUGGACCCAGGGCUGGCCCCACAGGGCUGCCAUGUUGUGUCCCUCUUCACCCAGUACACCCCCUCUGUGCUGGCAGGCGGGCAGCCCUGGGAUGAGCAGGCCAAAAAUGCAUACGCAGACACGGUGUUUGACUGCAUCGAAGCCUAUGCCCCAGGGUUCAAGGCAUCCGUCAUUGGCAGGGACAUCCUGACGCCACCGGACCUGGAGAGGAUCUUCGGGCUUCCUGGUGGAAACAUCUUCCAUGGAGGGAUGUCUCUGGACCAGCUGUACUUUGCCCGGCCAGCACCAUCCUAUUCGGGUUACCGGUCCCCAGUUCCUGGCUUGUACCUGUGUGGAAGUGGAGCCCACCCUGGAGGAGGAGUGAUGGGAGCAGCAGGACGCAAUGCCGCCCAGGUGGCCCUCGAGGACUUCAGGCGCCUGCGAUGGCAGUAGUGACAACAACUUUGCCUGUGGAGGUUUGUGGUUGUAGUGAGUCAUGCUGACUCCAGGCAGAGCCCUGCCUGUCCCCCACUUCCUUCCCAGGCACGGUAGGACAGCAGCAUCCCCUGGGAGCUGGGGGGUGCAGGCAGGCAGGGUCUCUUGUGCUCCCAGCUGCUACCAUCACCUCAAAUACGUGACUGCUCCCAGCCCACUGCAGCCCAGCCUUGGGCAGCCAUGGCAAGCCUCGCUCGGCUCCUGCCUGCACCUGUAGAAAUAAACCCUGGCUGGGGCUGU